AUGGCUAACAAUACUAAGGAGUUUGAUUUUAUUAUUGUUGGAGGCGGUCCUGCAGGAUGUACCAUUGCCUCACGACUGGCAUCCUGUUCGGAGAAACCCAGGGUCCUCCUAUUAGAAGCUGGAAAACACAAUGACUCAGAAGACCUCAUGGUCGACGGGCAGAGAUGGACCACACUACAGCAGCCGGGGAUGAAUUGGGGCUACACCACGGUGUCGCAGGAAUAUUGCAAUGGCCGCCAACUCGAUUACAGUCGGGGACGGGGUUUGGGAGGCAGUACUGCGAUAAGCUUUGGCUUUUGGACUGUUGGAUGUCGCGGAGACUACGAUCGCUGGGCGGACCUCGUCGACGAUCCUCGCUUUGAUUGGGUACAUAUGCAAGCGCGAUUCAAAGCUCUCGAGUCAUUCCAGACAGAGGACGCUGAGGCCAGUUACGGUGACUACGUCUCUCCGCGACGCGAUGACCACGGCCAACACGGACCACUCAAGGUAGGCUAUGCCAAACUAUGGGAGCGGGAUAUUGUGCCUAUGUUGGAUAUCUUUCGUGAUGCAGGCUUUCCGAUCACCCGGGACCUUAACAGCGGUAAUCCAUUAGGCAUAGGACCCGUGAUCAAUUCUUGCUACCAAGGGCGACGAACGACUGCAAUUACUUUGCUCCAAAAUAGUAGCAAUAAUCUCACUACUAUUACCGAGUGCUCAGUAGAGAGACUGGUGCUCGAAGGGAAGCGUGUCAUUGGUGUUGAAGCUGCCGGGGCUCGCUUGGACUAA
Molecule: messenger RNA, 765 nt
Organism: Aspergillus oryzae RIB40
Lineage: Eukaryota; Fungi; Ascomycota; Eurotiomycetes; Eurotiales; Aspergillaceae
Exons: 3
Coding region: 1-765 (254 amino acids)
Molecular function (GO): flavin adenine dinucleotide binding; oxidoreductase activity, acting on CH-OH group of donors
Source: RefSeq, a predicted model, not a curated record